Molecule: messenger RNA, 3127 nt
Organism: Scomber japonicus (chub mackerel)
Lineage: Eukaryota; Metazoa; Chordata; Actinopteri; Scombriformes; Scombridae
Gene: ccdc71
Product: coiled-coil domain containing 71
Exons: 2
Coding region: 129-1211 (360 amino acids)
Source: RefSeq, a predicted model, not a curated record
CGGCAGCCUCCGCCUCUCUUCUCUGCUCUGCCAUCCACACCGCUGUUGUUGCAGCCAUUUUACCGUAGAGCGUCGGUACAGCGACGACCGGAGGAUGCCGAGAGAGCACCGCUGAAAGGAUUAGAAACAUGGCUGACAGGCUGCGAGGUCCCAUGGUCGGCCGGCCAUUGGUAUUCGCCAAUGAGGAGCGGAGGGCGGUUCACUCCUGGUCGAGGAUCUCCUCAGCGGGGCACAACGUCCUUCUGGAUGCUGUAAAGAUCCUCAGCCCAAUGUCCCGCGACCUCUCAAGCACUGAGGAGCUGGUCACCUUCCUGCAGGAGCUGAGCGAGGAGGGCCACCAGCCCACUGUGCUGCGUAGCAAGGACGUGUACCGCUACCGCUCCUCCACAAACCAACCCCUCACUCAAGACAUGCUGAAGCCACCCAACAGGACCACCAGACCCACCGCCAAGAGGAGGGGAAGGAGGACCAUGAAGAAGAGAGAAGUACACCCGUCCUGGAACACCUCUGAAAAGAGCAGCCCCAGGAUUCAAGGGGUUCGCCCUCCAGAGCUGCUGAUGGACCAUCACGCAAUCGUCUGCAGCAGGACACCCAGCAGGAAUGUAGAGAUGCCACAAGAGCUGCAGGUGCAGCCGUGCCUCAGACUUACCAACAUUGAAGGCCUGUCUGGCUGCCACACGGCAAAACUCAAGAUCCAAACUACCUUGGACUUGUCUCAUGAGGCACCCUUGGCUGUCAUUUCACAGCAGCAACAGCAGCAGCAGCCUCCAACACUUUCAGGAAUACCUUCGCAGCCUUCCCAGAAUGGUGGCGGGGCACCCACCAAAGCUGUGGCCUUGUUCAGCCAGAAGAGCCUGUCAUGUCCCGUCCGAUUGGAUGGCGCGCUCAUCGGCGAUUCUGCGCCGGUUUUCUAUGCCUAUGGCCGGGCAUUCCCCCAGACUCACACAGAGCUGACCAGCAACGGCUGGAGGAGCAACGGCCUCCACCGGGAUGGUCGGGGCCCCAAGGACCUGAACAAUCCAACCUGGCAGAGAAACGGCUGGAAGGACAAGAACAGUUUUAGAUGUAAAGUGAUAAAGGUUGAUGACUCUCGCUCAGUGGAUGAGGCCUGCAGAAAAGCGCAGAAGAUCUUACAGGUCAACCUGUCUCCAGUGAUCCAGAUCCAACCUCUCAACCAUGUGCUGAGAGACUUCAGAUACCAGAAUAAAUGACAGUUCACACAUACACAGAGACACACAGACACACACACACCCUUUCCUUGAGCAGAUGUUAGUAUUUCGCUCUACCUGGCUACCAGUGUUCAUAGCAGACUUUUUACAUGGGUUUUUGUGUUCCCUGCUGUGUUGGAGGUCGAGUAGGUAGAGUCUGCCUCUGGAAGUUCUGGUUCCUGAUGGGGGCAGUCUGAAUUGAAAGGCAUUUGAAGUAAGGUGAUGCUUUUCCUAGCAGGCUGGGAAAUGACUGUCGGCCUGUGUAUAUUAGUUUACACCACAAAACAUGUCAACCAACCAUCAUUCUGCUUUGAGUUGACUGGCUGCUAGCUGGUGUUGCUGAUGAAUUUUGGAGCACAGCUUCCACUCUUAAGUUAAAAUUGAAUUUUCUUGCUCAACAUGUUAAAGUUCCACCGUAUCGUAGCUCGCAGCUCUGUCUGCUGUCUUUGGGAGAUGCUGGGGAGAGUAACUUAUUCAAACUCAGUCAAAAUUCGUUCAAGUGUAGCACAAUUGUGUUAGAAUUUAAGUAUUUCUUAUUUGUAGCGCUUCAAAUCAGCGCUGUCACUUCCGAUGCCCUGUUUUCCACUGGAAAGAAAAGGAAAAUGAAGUCAGUGGUGGGACAAGAUAGUUUCUUUGGAUGCCUACAUGAACUGGCGAAUGAGCAGUGUGGGUUUUCAAAGUCUUCAGAAGAGCAGAUAUGGUGGUUGGUUGUUUCCAGCAAAACAAAUAAACUAAACAAACUGAGGAAAAAUAGGAAAAAAAAAGUUUAGUUUGUCUUCCUUUUUUGUAUUUUUGUUGUUUCCACUGGAAAUCAGCAAGGCUUUGGGAGCGAGUAAAGCAGGGAAAUCGAACCCGCGGCCCACACAGAAAGAGAUUGAUACCUGGCUGAUGUGUCUGAACUACAGUCCUUCACAAAGUGUUCCUUUGGUUUAGUUUAUCCAGACAUGGAGAUGACAGACUGAUCAUAGAGUAUUUUUGACUGUUUGAAAUAUUUUAUGUCUUACAUUGAGUGAACCAGAAAACUGCUGACAUAGAAGAGAAAAUCUGGCCUCAUUUAAACAGUUUGACCUCUGAGAUUAAUCUCUAAAUUUUAAUUGUUACAAAGAUUUAAGAACUCUGAAAUCAAUCUUUAAGGUUUUCUCAAAAUUAAACUUUAUCUCAGAGUUCUGGUUUUUACAAAUGGUAUUUAAUAUUUGGGUUUGUUCUCAGAAUUACAGCUUUUUCUAAACAAAUUCUUCCAUUGAAGUAGCCCUCGUCAAACCUUCAUAAGUUUGGAAAUGUUUUACAUCAGAUAUGAAACAUCAGGAUGUGCAUUUAUAGUUGUGAAAUGGCCACCAGCUGCUGCUCAAGAUUGACUUUUGCUCAGUCAAUUUCUUUCUCACAGGCAACCAUCCGUCAGUCGGAGUCCUGAUGUAAGACAUUUGUUUGGCUGAUUUUAGAAAAACGUUUGUGGUGAAAUGUGUGAACUUGAGCUGCAAGCUUGUCUGUAUCCUGCCCCUGUUACAUUUGAAAAAACUGCAGCAUUAGAAAAAGUUUUAUCUCUCAUCAGAACUCAUUUGUGGUCUGCUCUGUUGAUUUAAUGGCGAGCAACACCCCAAAAAAUCCACUUACUAGUUUUUUGAAUUCUUCAGCUGUGAUCAAACUUGUGGUUCAAACUUAAAACUAAAACAAAAUGCACUUUGAGAGUUUUACAGUGCUUCAUUGCUGCCUGAUCCUGAACAUGAAAGUCAUUAAUAUUAUUUCCUGUAGAAAAUAUUUCAAAUAAUCUCUAAAAUUUGGUUUGAAUCUCUGUGAACCCCACAUUGGUUUUUUGAUACAGGUGCUAACUUUGCAAUGUUGGUGCUGAAUUAAAUGACUGGCACAAGAAUGUGGUCUCUUCUAUUUCAGAUGGGAGAUUUUUGAGUAUUUAAAAGCAGUGA